AAAGCUUUGGUAUGAAAUAAUUCCUUAUCUUAAAUUUCAACCAUCUGCAAGUGAUCUUUGUGAAGUUUGUGAAAUGUUUAAAGCUAAAUUAAUAGUAGCAAAAUCGGAUGUAGAAGAAUAUAAUCAAAUUAAAACUCAAUAUGAUCAAUAUUGCAUUGCA
Molecule: messenger RNA, 160 nt
Organism: Racocetra persica
Lineage: Eukaryota; Fungi; Glomeromycota; Glomeromycetes; Diversisporales; Gigasporaceae
Source: the annotation of a GenBank genome assembly